AUGAAGCUCGCCGCUCGCAGAGAACUCGAACAUGUUCUCUUCAAGCGUUGCGUUGAGUGCGAGAGCGGCGUGCCGUCCUGCGCAGCCAUGGACUGUCCGUCAGGGAAAGUCUGCAUUUUGACACCAAAGAGCUGUGAUGCUUGCGCGAGCGUGUAUUGCGAUACCGACCCUACUGCGACAAUAGCCUCGCAGAGUAAGCCGAAUGUCGGGGCCAUCGCCGGUGGUGUCAUUGGAGGUAUUGCCGUCAUCGCCAUUCUCGUUUUCGUCAUCUGGAAGUACUUCUUGAAGGGCAAGAGAAGGCCGAUCUCAGAGAUGCAAUGGGAGCAGGAGGAGAUGGAACAGCAAGAGAAGGCUGAGAACGACUUUGCGUCUCGGCGAAGCGCACGAGCAUCCACCCACACUGUUGCCUCGAUGGCCUCGUCCGUCCUUACUCGCGCCUCCAACAUCAUUCAGAUCGCCUACAUUCCCGGUGUCACGAACCGCUCUGGACCUGGAUCGCCCGACCUCCUCGUUCCUCCCGUACCGCCGAUUCCUGCCAUGUCUCCCUCGUCUGGCAUGAGCAGCCCCUACUCCAACGCUGAUCAGCACUUCUUCGUCCCUGAUUUCCGUGACUCCAUGGCUUCUGACAGCACCCGUCAAAGUAUUGCGCCCAGUCUCGCCCGUAAUAGUGUCGCCUCGACCAUGUACCGCCAGAACGCUAUCGUAUCUCCGCUGCCGGCUCAGACGAUCGUGCGCGGAAAGGCAGCCGUUGUCAGUGUCAAGUCAAACGGCUCCAAUACGCCUGAUGACGCACAAAGCAUGAUGAGCACACCACCGGUACCGCAGAUCGAUCCUAAGCACGCCCAGCAGACAAAACCUAUUCGCAUUCAGAUGCCCGGUCUCAGCUCCAAGAGCUCUGUCCAGAGCACUGCAACACUAGGACCAGUCCGCGCAUUGAACAUCACGAAGAAGAAGAGCUCCGACACCACACCACCUCAAAGCUCAUCGAGCUCUUGCACAAGCGAUGACAGAACAGCAGUAGCGACUCCCGAGGCACUCGUACCUCCCGCACGGCCGAUCACUGGCUACUCGAUCGCCUCUACCGAUUCAGGUGUCUCACACGCACGCGCCCGCCAAGCAAUCAACUCAGCAGACUCAGACUCGGAGUCUGAUGACGAAGAAGAUCACCAGCGUUCUCGUCAAAGUCUGUUGUGCAACUCUCUGGGUUCGCGCGACUCGGGCGUGACUCCGAUUCAAGAUGCCGCACCAACCGGCCUCGUUGAUCUCCGCAGCCCUUUCAGCGACAACCUGGCCGUCGACCGAGCCGAACGCCCGGCGAUAGGGUCGCGCAUCACCUCCUACGACACCGACCGCUCGCGCAUGCCAAUGACACCCAUUGUCGAAGAGUCUGAGCGCCGCGCAAGCCACAUGUCCAAGCGGGACCAGAGCCCGUUUGCAGACGACUUCAAGAGUGACCUGAAGUAG
Molecule: messenger RNA, 1464 nt
Organism: Didymella exigua CBS 183.55
Lineage: Eukaryota; Fungi; Ascomycota; Dothideomycetes; Pleosporales; Didymellaceae
Exons: 2
Coding region: 1-1464 (487 amino acids)
Source: RefSeq, a predicted model, not a curated record